AUGGCUAAUGUAUUGAACGAAGAACAAAUUGUUGAUGAGUUUCAGGAGUCAUCUGGCCUGUUUGACAAAGAUGGAGAUGGUUGCAUUACUGUGGAAGAAUUGGCAACAGUGAUAAGGUCAUUGGAUCAAAACCCAACUGAAGAAGAACUUCAAGACAUGAUUAGUGAAGUUGAUUCUGAUGGAAAUGGAAACAUAGAUUUCCCCGAGUUCUUGAACCUAAUGGCCCAAAAAAUGAAGGAGACUGAUGUAGAGGAAGAGCUUAAAGAAGCUUUCAAAGUGUUCGACAAGGAUGAAAAUGGUUACAUAUCAGCUAAUGAGCUGAGGCACGUGAUGAUCAAUCUAGGCGAAAAACUAACGGACGAAGAGGUCGAGCAGAUGAUUAGGGAGGCCGAUUUAGAUGGUGAUGGUCAAGUCGACUACGAAGAGUUCGUCAAGAUGAUGACGACGGUCUGAUGAAAGUUUGAUUCAAUGUGAUCAAAUAAAAACUUAUUUAGAAUUCAGAUCAGGGUUUUAUUAUUUAUUGUUUUAUUGGUGUUAUAUGUAAUGGCAUUCUGAU
Molecule: messenger RNA, 556 nt
Organism: Ilex paraguariensis (yerba mate)
Lineage: Eukaryota; Viridiplantae; Streptophyta; Magnoliopsida; Aquifoliales; Aquifoliaceae
Source: the annotation of a GenBank genome assembly